ACUAAUGGUAAAUUGAUAUCAUUCUUAUUUUGAUUGGCAGCACAUAAAAUUGACCGAUCUUUCAUUCGUUCACUAAUUGACAGUUGAAAUAAAAAUAUGGUACUAUUUCUCCGCAAAAGUUACGGUUUGGUCAACAAGGUUGCUAGUCGGUUUGUCCAAGGCACUUUUUUGUCCAGCACAAUGGGCAGCUCAUAUUCAAGAUCCUACUCCCCAAACAGCGGACAAUGUCCACCAAACUCCGAAAAUCGUGGCACAAUAUCGCGCAUGGACUCCAGCGCCAAUUACGUUGAGUCCGUAGUCUGCAACGAGAAUGACCUGAAGGAAAAUGAAAUGAAAGUUUUCGACAUUGGGGAAGAAGGGAGAGUAUUGCUUGUGAAGCAAAAGGGUGAAUUCAGCGCAGUUGGCACCACUUGUACUCAUUACGGCGCUCCACUCGUGUCUGGUGCCCUAGGCGACGGAAGAAUUCGAUGCCCAUGGCACGGCGCCUGCUUCAACAUAAAAACCGGAGACAUUGAAGACUUCCCUGGCUUCGAUUCGCUGCCUUGCUACCAAGUUACUGUAACGGAAAAGGGAGAAGUCAAGGUAAGGGCCAAGCGCAGCGAUUUGAAGUCUAAGAAACGUAUCAAGGAUAUAGGCGUAGCGAACCAGUGUGACAGUUCAGUGGCAGUAAUCGUGGGCGGCGGCCCCUCCGGAGCCACCUGCGCUGAAACACUACGCAGCGAGGGCUACAAGGGACGCAUCACCAUGGUAGCCAAGGAGAACUAUCUCCCCUACGACAGAAUUAAAGUCUCGAAGAUCGGUACCGUCACAGAUAUAGAAAAACUACAAGCAAGGUCUCAACAGUAUUACGACGAAGCUAGUAUUGAGGUAAUCAAGGGGGUCGACGCUACUAAGGUCGACACCCAAGAACAUAUUGUCCACUUGAGCAAUGGAACCAAACUCCGGUACAAUUCGUUAUACUUAGCUACUGGCUCCACUCCACGUGUGCCAGAUGUCCCUGGCAUAGAUUUAAAGAACAUCUUCACAGUUAGAAACUUCGAUGAUUCUGUUAACAUUCUGAACACGUUGGGAAGCAACAAAGAUAAGGAUGUUGUGGUAUUGGGCUUGAGCUUCAUAGGAUUAGAAAGUGCGUCCUCUUGCAACGAUAAAGCCAAGUCGAUGACUGUUGUUGGCAAAGAUACUACUCCACUGGGACAAAUAUUCGGCAACGAAAUAGGAAGUAGUUUACAAAAACUAUUCGAAAGUAAAGGCGUCAAAUUCCAGUUUGGUACCACUGUGGUCAAGUGUAAUGGUGAAAAUGGUAUGAUAAAAUCUGUAGAAUUGGCCAAUGGCACCACACUUCCUGCUGAUAUUUUGAUAAUAGGCGUGGGAACAACAUUUAACACGGGUUUCUUGAGCGAUAGCGGAAUUAAAUUGGAGGGAAAUGGUGCGGUUACCGUGAAUGAUAAGUUAGAAACCAGCGUCAAAAAUGUUUUUGCGGGUGGCGAUAUCGCUUGUGCGCCCGUGUUCGCUCAUGGCAAUAAAAAUUUAAGCAUCGGACAUAUCGGCUUAGCUCAGUACCAUGGCCGUAUUGCUGCUUUGAAUAUUUUAAAGAAAGAAACUCCAUUAAAGACAGUUCCGUUCUUCUGGACUGUACUAUUCGGAAAGUCUAUCCGUUAUGCUGGUUGCGGAAGACCAGCGAGUACUCAGAUAGAAGGAGAUGUGGAUGGUCUGAAGUUUGUUAUCUUCUUCUUUGACGAGACUGACAAAGUAAUAGCUGUUGCUUCCUGUAUGAGGGACCCAGUGGUCUCUCAGUACGCCGAGUUUGUGCACCAAGGUAAAACUCUUUACAAGAAGGACCUCAAAGACGAUCCUUUUGCGUGGACGAAGAGCAAUUAGUCAAUAUUUCCAUUAUCUGUUAGCUUAGCAAAAAAAAACUGUUGUAUUUAUUAUGUUGUCCAGAAACAUAUUCAUAUAUCUACUUAGAAGUUUAAGUACCCGCAAAUAUUAUAUGCCUAUAGUUAUUUAUGUGUAAGCUUAUUUACGCUUUUAGUAGUAGGUGUGUACCUAUUUAUGCGUUUAUUUUGCCGUAUUUGUUAAUAAUGCUUGAAUUGUGAACAUUGUUUAGUUAGUCACAUACAAUUUUAAAGGCCGUACAGAUACAUGUUAAUUAUAAAAAUUAAUCAUUGACAAUAUUACUCAGUUAUUUUGAUACAUUUCGAAUUUACUAAGUAUAGAGACUCGAAUUUAUGUUUUUAAUGAGAUUAUUUACUGUAAUUAAAACAGAAUUACAUCGUGGCCUUAAGAAAUAAACCUUCGUUUAUGUAAAACGCCUUCGCAUCAUAGAUUUAUUCGUAUAUUGAACAUUUUAGGGGACCAACCACACGCCAUAUUAUGCUUCUAUAAAACUGCAUACCUGCGUGAGUUUUUAUGUAUGUAUGUAUGUAAUUAUGUAUGUGUAACACAGUUGCAGUAUAUUUAUUUGUGUUAUUGCUUGCCUUUUCCUGUAAUAAUUUUAUUUUUGUCAAGUAACAUCAAUACUUAGGUACAUAAUUCAUAAAAAAUCCAGUUGGAAAAAUUUAUAGGUACAAAAUGUUUGUGAAUAUGGUUGUUAGUCACAACAUUAUAUUUUUAUAUUUGUAAGCUCACAAGUACUUAAACUAUUUUGUUAAUAGGUAAAUGCAGAAAAUAAGAAGUACAAAAUCAACAUAUUUUCGUUAAUGCUAUUUCCACUGCACAUACAAGACCCAUAUUUGAUAAGUGGUCAUUAUCUAUAAGAAUUUUACUUGAAAUUUUAUUGAAUAUUUUCCAUAGGUCAGAUGGUUGAUUGUUAUUGCUCAUGUAUUAUUUGAAAUUAACUAAAUAUUACAGUCAAAUAUGAUUUUGAUUAUCAUUCUAAAACUGAUUUACACUACUCAGUUCCAUCAACAAUGAUAUUAGUAUGUACUAGUGAUGUGGCUCACUCUAGUUAUCAAAAGGUCCUAUUGUUACAAUAAAUGGUGCAUAUUAUGUGUGUAUUAUGAAUGUUUAGGUUUAAGUUGCUUUCUUAUUGGUCUAUCUGCAGACUAUUGAUAUAAUUUAUACUGUGAAGCCAGUCAAUACUCUUGAAUGACAGUGACAAACAGUGUUGUACCUACUAUGAAUAGUAGCAUAAUAAAACCGUGAUUUUCGAGUAAAAAUAAGUCUACAGUGUUCAUACACUAAAUACACUGAUAUUUGAUAAUCAUAUGGAGGAUUAUAAACUGGCUUUUAAAAAUCUAAAAACAUACUGUGAAAUGUGUACUCUAUUUACCUGCUUGAUAUUUUUGCAAUAUACAUUAUCAAUGUGAUAUUAUAAAUUGUUGCCUGUUUAGAUAUAUGUACAUAUUUCGAAAAAUAAACCAUGUUUAUGAAAAACGA
Spodoptera frugiperda (fall armyworm) is the source of this 3378-nucleotide messenger RNA. Its product is annotated as apoptosis-inducing factor 3. The record is from RefSeq and is a predicted model, not a curated record. Bases 97 to 1878 code for a protein of 593 amino acids. The transcript is spliced from 4 exons. Gene Ontology annotation, cellular component: cytoplasm. Lineage: Eukaryota; Metazoa; Arthropoda; Insecta; Lepidoptera; Noctuidae. Gene Ontology annotation, molecular function: oxidoreductase activity, acting on NAD(P)H; 2 iron, 2 sulfur cluster binding; flavin adenine dinucleotide binding.